AUGGCUGGCCUUUGCCUUCUUGAAACCCUUCCCGAUGAGAUCUUUCUUCAUAUUCUUUCUUUCCUAGAUUCGCACGAUGUCGUUAACCUCCAAAUCCUCUCGAAACACUUUCUAGGUUUAUGCCGAGAUGGUAACUUGUGGCGAAAUCGAUGUCUAUCUGCCUCCGCUGUCCGUGAACGUAUCCGACUCUAUCGAUGGGGAUCAGACUGGAUUGACGAGGAUGGUACUACACUAAGUGGUGCGCUUACGGCGCUUGGAGAAGGAAACCAAAUUGAAAAUCAAAAUGAAAUGCACUGGAGCCUGGCUGAAAGUCUAUCCCAAUUGGCUUCGAAGAAGAGGGAGCGGGAACAAAUUCGCAUCGCUGCCAAUUGGGACCCGACGUUUCCCAACGAGAACACAAAUUGGUAUAACGAGUAUAUCCAGAGAUAUGGUCCAAUAGCGACUAACUGGUUCGAGCAACCCCAAGUCCGAGACGGUUCCCUGAGAGACUCAAUUGAUAUUAGUGGUGCUGCUGUAUACAGGCCGACCUUGAGCGCGAAUGAACUCUUCGCUGUCUCGCCCCUAGAUGAUGGUUCAGUAUGCUUGUGGGAUGUGAAGGGUACUCGAGCUAAGAAGGGCGCAAUACUAUCCCAAUCAAGCUCGGGUCUCUUGUGCGCUGACGGCCCAGGCGCCGACCUUUCAAAACGCUCAAAGAUGAUUAAUACCGGGGUGACUGAAUGCGUGAGCGUUGAUCACCAAAGACAUAUGGCUUACUUCGCCGUCCAGAGCCACCUGAUCGAAGUUGAUUUAAACACGUUACAAGUAGUGGGGAAUCACCCAUUUGAAUGGUCGAUCACUACGCUUUCGGCAGCUGAAUCUACAGUUCCUCUAACGGUUGGUACACUCCACGGUUUACACUUGCACGAUCGUAGAGCUCGGUCCGAAUGUCGAGGAGAUUAUCAAAUACGAUUAGAUGGGAUUAGUCGGAAAAGAGGUUUAGACUUCUCCCAUGUUUUGGAUCCGAAGCCUCUCGCGCCGUACGCUUCGCUUGCUCAGUCUGGACCCCAGAGCAUUCUCCAUCUUGAACACCCUGGCGAUAAAAGCCAACUAUCGGACGACAUAUUUGUAGCCGGUCGGUUUUCAAACAUAUUACAUUAUGAUCGGCGCAUGUUCCCAGCAAUCCGAGGGUCUAUUCACUCAGGCGCGAAGCUUUGUAGCCUUGCUUCGUUGCCCUAUCCUUUCUCUAGUCUUGAUACCGAUCUGCGUAGGCGCUUCCUGCUUUCGGAAGAGCAGGUUGAAAGGGCUAAGAGCGCCACGGGCGGGAGAACCUUGAUAGCAUGUGGCGAAUAUAACACUAAAGGAUCGUUAGAGCUGUAUGGCCUCUCUUCUAGCAUCGGCAAUCUCCCACAAUCUCGGGUCAUUCAUAAUUCCACGAUGAAGAAUAGGCAGACGGCCUCACAGUCCAAGCUCCUGUCCGUUAUGAACCAUGGCACCCGGAUUGUUUUCUCCGAUGGACAAGGCUAUCUGAAGUGGGCUGAGAGGGACGGCUUCACGGAAGUACGCCGUCACAAAAUCGGCAAAUCUGAACGGGUGGGCCAUCGGUCACUAUUCGGGUCGAUGCCCGGAUCAGACGACAUCGCAAGAAAGAUUAUGUCCACUCGAACAGCCGGACAGGAUGGCGAUGUUCAGGUCAACGAUGACGAUAUAGUCUUCUGGACGGGGGAAAAGCUGGGACUUCUCAGCUUCUCGUCGCAGCCUGGGUUCUCCGCAGAGGAUUUUGAGGAGAACACUAAGACGCCUGAGGAGAUUUCGGCAGAGGAGCAAGAGCAGAUGUACAGCGAGAGGAUGAGGCUAGCCUUAGAACGACAAGCGAGAGACGUUCGGUUCGUGCAGAACCUCGGGGCUGGCAGCAUCCACAACGGGAUCUAA
Molecule: messenger RNA, 1908 nt
Organism: Hypoxylon fragiforme
Lineage: Eukaryota; Fungi; Ascomycota; Sordariomycetes; Xylariales; Hypoxylaceae
Product: F-box domain-containing protein
Exons: 3
Coding region: 1-1908 (635 amino acids)
Biological process (GO): protein polyubiquitination
Molecular function (GO): protein binding
Source: RefSeq, a predicted model, not a curated record